This is a messenger RNA of Haliotis rubra (blacklip abalone), 3301 nucleotides long. RefSeq names its product zinc finger protein 579-like. Gene Ontology annotation, cellular component: nucleus. NCBI's taxonomy places the organism in Eukaryota, Metazoa, Mollusca, Gastropoda, Lepetellida, Haliotidae. Gene Ontology annotation, biological process: regulation of transcription by RNA polymerase II. The coding region runs from base 265 to 2046 and encodes 593 amino acids. Gene Ontology annotation, molecular function: DNA-binding transcription factor activity; RNA polymerase II cis-regulatory region sequence-specific DNA binding. The transcript has 6 exons. The record is from RefSeq and is a predicted model, not a curated record.
CAUUUUGACAUAAAAUCUUGCCAUGUUUCCCAAUAAUCAAACCUUGACCUUAUUUCACAGAAUGUAGUUAAGUAACUAACAGUGUGAUUGUUUUAUAAAAAAAAAGGUCUCACAACCUCCCUUACAGCAUGACAUAGUAUUUUGCACACCUCCCCAAAGUUAAAGUUUCGGGCAGUGUGAAAAAGACAUUUCCCAGUUUUUGACACAAGAUCACACGUCAACUGUAUUCAUGACAGUGUUCAUGGUUUUGGGUGUUCGAACGGCAUGUUACCCCAAGAAGGAAACGACAUGACUGUCGAGAACCUGAUGGACUUCCUGACCUGCGGGAAAUGUGGCAAGGAAUAUCCCCUCCACAACAUUACAAACUUCAUACAACACAAACGACUUGACUGUCUUGACUCUGGCCCUCUCCAGGAAACACAAGAUCAAGGUGCUAGAACCACCAGCCACCAUUCCUCACCCAACCAGCAGCAGGAGUUUGGGUCAUGGGAGAUCACGCAAACUGGUCCAAAGGAGACAGUGUUGUCGUGCUACUCCUGCUCCCAGGAGUUCAAGACAGCCUGGGGUCUGCUCAACCACGUACAGCUCUCCCACAAUCUCAACAUCUUCAUCAAACGGGGGAUGCUCGUGGGACAACAGCCACAUCAACGGGACACAGACAUGAAGGAUGCAGCAAUGGAGGAUGACCUGUCCGAAGAUGAGGACAAAGAAAACAUGAAGGAGGAGAGGACGAUGGUGGAGAUUAACCAAGGGACAGGGACGGUGACGACAAACAUGUCGCUGAACUGUACCAAGCUGGCGGCCGCAGGGGGCACCACCAUCUGUUGUAACAGCAAGGAAUGCUGCGUGACAAUCAUACCCGGCACACAUGAGCGACCCAAAAAAUGCUGCAGUGCUGUUGUCCCGAAGAAACGGAAGCGUCACAUGGAAGAGCAUAUGAGCGGUGAAGGUGACAGAGAGCUGACAGAAGAACAGGACAUGAUGGAUGAACACGAGGACCCCGAAAAGGACUGUGAUGAAGAGAAUGAGUCUGACAAUGGUGAUGAUGGGGACGAGGGAGACGACAAUGGGAGUCGAGAUGCUAUAUACAUUGACUUUCGACCCCGGGACAACGGGACUGGGAAGCCAUCAGAUGAGGACAGAGAUGAGGAGGUUGACAGUGAUCAGUCAUGGGGGACUGUGGAGGUUCGGCAGGGCAGGGCUCAGGAGGACAGUGGCGGUACCACUCAGUGUUCCUCAGAGAGCAGUGAUACUCACUCGGAUCGACCAAUUUUUAUGCAGCGAGGGAUGACCUUCUCCAUCCCGGUGUCCUACUCUCCUUCCUCCAACCCAAACAGCAGACCUACUGCAGCUGGAACAUCCAAUACUAUAAGGUCCAAUCCCUUGGUGGCAUACAGCCUCCCCAAGCAGACAACGCUCUCGGUCGGAACGUCUGGGGUUAUGACCAUUAGCUCCAACACUGCGCCCUUCGUCAUGGGGCCCCACAACCUUGCCCAGGUCCUCCGUCUCCAGACUCGUGACAAUGGAGAUGCUGGUUGUUCCCAAGAAGAACCUGCCGAGGAUGACGAGGAAUCUCGGUUGAUGAUUGAUAUUGACAGCGGGCAGGAGGACGAGGGGAUGGACAAUGAUAAUGAUGGCUCACCAGAAAAGGGUGGCGGCAAGAAACGGCGGUACCCAACAUCUCGGCCAUUCAAAUGUGACCAGUGUGACCAUGCUUUCAAUCAGAGGAUUCAUUUGAAGAAGCAUAUGAGUAAACAUACAGGUGUAAAACCGUACAAGUGUCAGCAGUGUGACUACUCCACCGUGGAGCGCAGCCAUCUCAUCUCAAGGUCCAUAUCAGGAUCCAUACUGGUGAGAAGCCCUUCAAGUGUACAUUCUGUGAGUAUGCCACAGCCCAGAACAGCACACUUAAGAUUCACCUCAAGAGACAUCAUGGUGGGAAAAUGUUUGAGUGUCAAGCUUGUGGAAAGAAAUUUACGCAGAGAAAUCUGCUUCAAAGUCAUCAAGAGGAGCAUCGUAAAACACCUGGUGUCUGUGAACCAUUGAGACAGGCUCUUACUGGCAGUACAGGUCAGCUUCCACUUCAAGUUCAGGUGGCCAAUCAGAUGAUAGUAUCCACAAGUGCUGUACCUAGUUCACGAACCUCCACACAAACAGUUGAGACAGGUGAUGCUGAUCAGAGGGAUACAGAUGAACAGACAGGACAGAGUGAAGCAGAUCUGUGACAGAGUUCAACCAUAUCGCUCACACAUAGUGGAAAUGUGUCUCAAAUACACUGACAAUCUUGCCAUGAAGCAGAAUUACCUCUCCAUCAGUGUAUUUUACAAGCAGUAGAGUAGCAGAACACUGCUGACAAUAUAAUUUCACUCUAAGUGAUUCAUGUAAUCUAGCACAACAAAGACUCAAGCCUUACGACUGUAACACAACAAAACCACAUGGCUAUGACACAACGACACAGCUGAUAAUGAGUAAAACAUCGAUAAGUGUCCAAAUUAAUGCAGUGACUAUGCUCAAGAAUGACGCAAGCAACAUAACUAUAACACAACACGAACAACAGAACUAUCACACGAACAACAGAACUAUAACACAACACAAGCCACAUAGCCAUAAUGCAGCAAAGAGACAACUCACUAAGAAUAAUUGUGAUAACUGAAGUGUUCAAAUCAAUACAUCAAUGACAUGACUGCCCAAACACAACAUUGCCACAAGUUACCCAACACAACAAAGACACAAAUGACACCACUACUACACAACAAUACCACGGUUAAUAAAGUCUCAUUUCAUGUCACAAACAAAUAGCUCACCUACUUUGAUAUUAAUGAUCCAUGUGUUAUUCAUCACAUAUGUAUGUAAUAACAUGUACACUAUACUACUUGUACACUAUACUACUUGUACACUAUACUACUCAAAACAAGUUAAGGACAUCCCAGUUGUUUUAUAGUACCAUAGUUCUGUCAUACCAUGACAAAUGUAGUACUAUGACAGAAUCUGGUGGUCCUUCACUCGUUUUGAGCAGUAUAGGAAGUCAAUGACAAACACACCAGAAGUAUUUGAUGGUCAGCCAGUUAAGUACUUAAUAAGAAAGUUUUAUGUUUUGAAUCCCAGAUUUAUUCAAAUAUGACAAAUCAAUAUUUCAUAUGUAAUAUGAAAAUAUAUACUGUGCAAUUUCAUCCUUAAAAGGAGAGAGUUAGAAAAGACUGCUAAAGACACUAAUUCAGGAUAGUUCGUCAUGCAGAACAUUUUGGCCAUUCCUGCCGACAGUUUAAGUUGCAGUAUAAGCACUAUAGUAUGGACGUAUCAC